AUGAAAGUUGCAAUAGGACAAUUAUGUUCAUCAUCAAAUAUUUCAAAAAAUUUAAAAACAGUUUUAAAAAUUAUUGAAAAUGUAAUAGCAACUAAAGAUGUUAAAAUUUUAUUUUUACCAGAAGCAACAGAUUAUAUAUCAUCUUCAGCUUCACAUUCAAUUGAAUUAUCAAAAAAUGUAGAAAAUUUAUUUUUAAAUCCUUUGUUAUCAUAUAUAAAAAAUUUAAAUAAAAAUCAAAGUGUUAAAUUACCUUAUAUAUCAAUUGGAAUUCAUUUACCAUCAACAACCACCACCAAAACAGAAAAAGUAAGAAAUUUAAAUUUAUUAAUUGACCCCAAUGGAGAAAUAAUAUCAAAAUAUCAAAAAUUACAUUUAUUUGAUGUUGAUAUACCACAAGGUCCAAUAUUAAAAGAAUCAAAUUCAGUAGAAAAAGGUAAUGAAAUCGUGGAUCCAAUAUCUAUUGAAAAUACUCCUGCAAUUCUUGGAUUAGCUAUAUGUUAUGAUAUAAGAUUUCCAGAACUUGCUCUAAAGUUACGAAAAAAGGGAGCUAACAUAAUUAUUUUCCCAAGUGCUUUCACUGUUAAAACUGGUGAAGCACAUUGGGAAAUAUUAAGUAAAUCAAGAGCUAUAGAUACUCAAAGUUUUAUAAUAAAUGCAGCACAAUGUGGGAAACAUAAUGUUGGAUCAACUAAUGAAGGUUCAAAUAAUGGUUCAACAAGAAUAAGUUAUGGAGAUUCUUUAAUUAUUGAUCCAUGGGGUAAAAUUUUAAAUCGUUGUAAAAAAUUUAAUGAAUUAACUAAUGAACAGAAGGAAAAUUCUGAUGAAUAUUAUGAAAUUGUAACUGCUGAUUUAGAUUUUAAUGAAUUAGACAAAAUUAGAAUUAAUAUGCCGUUGAUUGAUCAUAGAAGAAAUGAUAUAUUUGGUGAAUUAUAG
Lodderomyces pseudojiufengensis is the source of this 933-nucleotide messenger RNA. RefSeq names its product putative hydrolase (gene NIT2). Bases 1 to 933 code for a protein of 310 amino acids. The transcript has a single exon. The record is from RefSeq and is a predicted model, not a curated record. NCBI's taxonomy places the organism in Eukaryota, Fungi, Ascomycota, Pichiomycetes, Serinales, Debaryomycetaceae. Gene Ontology annotation, molecular function: hydrolase activity, acting on carbon-nitrogen (but not peptide) bonds, in linear amides.